Molecule: messenger RNA, 561 nt
Organism: Chilo suppressalis (striped riceborer)
Lineage: Eukaryota; Metazoa; Arthropoda; Insecta; Lepidoptera; Crambidae
Source: the annotation of a GenBank genome assembly
AUGUAUUCUGCACGUUUUGCUUUCGAGCGUUCUCUAAAAGAUGUCGCUACGCACGAUGUAAUCGAACAUGCUGAGGGUCUGAGGGUACGAAGCGAAUACGCUGAGGACCUGGGGGUGCGCAGCAAACAUGCUGAGGACCUGAGAGUGCGCAGCGAACAUGUUGAGGACCGGAGGGUGCGCAGCGAACAUGCUGAGAACCUGAGAGUGCGCAGCGAACAUGCUGAGGGUCUGAGGGUACGAAGCGAACACGCUGAGGACCUGAGGGUACGAAACGAACACGCUGAGGACCUGAGAGUGCGCAGCAAACAUGCUGAGGACCUGAGAGUGCGCAGCGAACAUGUUGAGGAUCGGAGGGUGCGCAGCGAACAUGCUGAGAACCUGAGAGUGCACAGCGAACAUGCUGAGGGUCUGAGGGUACGAAGCGAACACGCUGAGGACCUGAGGGUACGAAGCGAACACGCUGAGGACCUGAGAGUGCGCAGCAAACAUGCUGAGGGUCUGAGGUGUAUUUUUGUCGGUCAACGGCCAAUCUUGGUAUUUUUGCGUACAAGGACUGAAUAG